AUGUUCAAAUUGUUCGCUGUCUGCUUCCUAGCGCUCUUCGCUGUUGCCUUCGGUGCUGCUAAACCCGGUUUGUUGGCUGCUCCUUUGGCUUACUCCGCUCCUUUAGCUGCUGCCCCAGUUGCUGCUGCCUAUGCCGCUCCAGUCGCCGCUGCUUACUCCGCUCCCCUCGCCUACACCGCAGGAUAUGCUGGUUACGUCGCACCAUACGCCAGCAGCUACUCCGCUCACUCGAUCGCCCACUCGGCCGCUUUCCCAGCUGCCUAUGCUGCCGCUCCAGUAGUUGCUGCCCCAGCGCCCGCGGUCGCUGUGUUACGCAAAUAGAUAGGAAAUUUUGUGAUACUUAGUUAACGAGAAUUCUAUUUUCUAAAAGUGAUACGCUAAAUGUUGCGAAGCGGAAUAAAGUGAAUCUGUUGAUUAUAUAAAAUA
This is a messenger RNA of Bactrocera tryoni, 426 nucleotides long. Its product is annotated as pupal cuticle protein C1B-like. The record is from RefSeq and is a predicted model, not a curated record. Bases 1 to 321 code for a protein of 106 amino acids. The transcript is spliced from 2 exons. NCBI's taxonomy places the organism in Eukaryota, Metazoa, Arthropoda, Insecta, Diptera, Tephritidae.